GUGCCAAUAAUUCUAUGCGUUUAUACGCGUAACAUUAAUUUCAAUAAAGAAUGUCUCAUAUCAGUGCACAUGACAUACAUAAAAAACCUCGUACAAAGGACAUUAAAAUACAAGAAGAUGUUACAUUUUUCCAAAUGGGUUUAUCUCAAAAAAUUUUAGAUGGAUUAUCUGUUUGUGGUUUCCGAAAGCCUUCACCAAUACAAUUGAAAGCUAUUCCAUUAGGACGAUGUGGAUUUGAUUUAAUAAUGCGUGCUAAGUCAGGAACUGGUAAAACUUUAGUGUUUUGUGUAAUAGCACUUGAAAUGAUUGAUAUACAAAUAUCGUUUGUGCAAGUAUUAAUACUAGCGCCUACUAGAGAAAUUGCUGUACAGAUUUCUGAAGUUUGUUCAUCCAUAGGAUGUGAAGUAAAAGGCUUAAAAGUUGAGGUAUUUAUCGGAGGAAUGGCUAUAGAUGGUGAUAAAAAGAAAGUAAAUGGUUGCAAUGUGGCUGUUGGUGCUCCAGGUAGAAUUAGACAUUUAAUUGACAAAGGACUCUUGAAAGUUGAAAAUAUUAGAUUAUUUGUUCUUGAUGAAGCAGAUAAACUAAUGGAAAGCAGUUUCCAGAAAGAUAUCAAUUAUAUUUUUUCAAAAUUACCAUUAAAUAAACAAGUUAUAGCAUCGAGUGCAACGUACCCAGGAGAUUUAGAAACUUUUUUAUCAACAUAUAUGUGUUCUCCAAUUUUAACAUCGCCGGAUAAUGAUGGACCAAUACUUAUUGGACUUCAACAGUUUGUAGCAGUUGUUCCUUCUCAUCCUAAUGCAAUGAAACAGGUUCAAAUAAAAGUAGAUGAACUGACAAAAAUAUUUAGUAAAAUUCCGUUCAAACAAAGCUUAGUCUUUUCAAAUUAUCAAUCGAGAGCACAAUCAGUGUGUAACAAAAUUAAUGCUAUGGGUUUCACUGCAACCUAUAUUGCUGGAAAUCAAGAUAUGAAAAAAAGACUUGAAGCGAUUAAUAAAUUAAAAACUUCUAAAUGUAGAAUAAUGUUAACUACUGAUUUAACUGCUAGAGGUAUAGAUGCAGAUAAUGUAAACUUAGUUGUAAACCUUGAUUUGCCUACAGAGGCAGCAACAUAUUUGCAUAGAAUAGGAAGAGCAGGACGUUAUGGAUCUUAUGGUAUUUCCAUAACAAUAAUUGCAGAGAACGAACUUGACACAUUAAAACAAUUACUAGCGUCAGUUGGCGGUUUGUAUUUUUACGUACUGAAACUUCCUGCGAAUUAUCCAGAUGAUAUUUGGACUACUUCUAGCACUAAAUUUGAAAAGAUUUAUGCAAAAUCUAAUAUUAAUGAGAACCCACUUGAAACUGAUACAACUAUUGAAAGUGUAAGCGAUUCAACUAUAACCGUUGAUGAAAUUAAAUUAAAAAAUAAUAAAAAUUUAGACAAUAAUGAAGUUUUCGACAGUGCAAACGAGGUAAAUACAAAUGACAUACAGUCUUCUAACAUAGAAGAAGUAAAAAGCAGUAGAAUUAAAAAUGUUGACAAUUUUCACAAAGGGUCUACUAGUUUAAGAAAUUCAUUUAUGCAGGGUAAAAGAAUCAAAGUUAGUUCUUUAUUUACCGAGAAUAUUGACUCAAGCGAAUCUCAGUGUACUAAAGAAAAUAAAGAAGAGUCAACGGUUAAAUCUUAUAGUCAAUCAAAGUUAAAAGUUAUACAUAGGUUUAAGUUAGACUUUAUCUCAAAUGAUCUUUCUAAAUGGCAAAAAGCUAAUGAAAAUAUGGAGUUUGAAGUUGAUUUAACAGAUAUCCAAGAAGAUGAUUUAUCUAGUGUGAAUUUUGAAAACAUCAUCGAACAUUUAAAAUAUAAUUUGCCUAACAACAAAUCAGAAGAAGAUUCUGUAUGUCAUAAUUUUGAGAAUACUAUUUCAAAUUCUGAAAAUACGACUUCUGAAAAUGUUGAACCUGUUGAACCAGAAACACUGAUAACGUUAACACAGGCAGUUCAGCAUAUGGAGAAUAAUAGUAGUUUUCAUACAAGCACUGUAAUAACUCCAGCGAAUGAAAUAAAUAAUUGCAUAGAUACUUUAAUAAAAGAAUUAAGUAGUCGUAUCAGUGACUAUAUGACAGAUUUCAAUUCAUGUAGCAGUAAUACUCAUGUAAAUGAAGAGGAAGUGCUAAAACAAGCAAUCGUUUGGAAGCAAAAGCUGGAUUUAGAAAUUAGUUUAUUAGAUACUGCAAUGAAAACCAUGAAAGGAUCAGUUCAAGCAAUGAUAUAUUCUGAACAUGUUCUAAUGCUAAAAAUAUUUUAUAACAUACAGAAACAAGCUACUUUAUGCACAUAUCCAGAAAUACGGAAUGAAUCAGAAGUAAACGAUACCUAUUUAUACUCUACAUCUUUAGAUGGAAAUUUCUUACAGGUGUACAGAGAAAUAGAAGAUUUUAAAAGUUUACAUCGUAAGUCUGGUAAAAAAUUCGAUGCAUAUUUUCCAUAUCCUCUUACAGAAGAUGCAUAUAUGCCAAACCUUAUGAUCACAAAAUCAGAUAUAGCAAGUUACCGUAAUGCAUUGAGAUAUUUAAGAUCAAGUCCUUGUGUAAGAGGAAAAUUAUUACAAGUAAUAGAUUUUGUAGCAUUUAUUAAAGAGAAUAAAAAAUCCAAUUUGUUAAAAAAAUUACAAAAUCACAUAGAAACGUCAUUUGAUGAAUUAUUAAUAAUAAUACAAAAUGAAGUAGGAAACAAUGAAUUGGACGAAAAUAAACAUGUGGAAUGUGAAGUUGAUUCAUCAAAGUAUGAUGACAAUUCUGUUCAAGUUAAAAAUAUUACUGGUCCAAGGAGUUAUACUUUACAUGACCACCUUGAUGAUGUCCAAAGUACAAGAAGUACUACUGAAAAAGAAAGCAUAACUGCUGAUGAAGUAAAUUUGAAAAAAAUUACUGAUAAGCACAGUUUCUGUAGUAAUUCAAAUACUUCAGUUUCAACAGACUCUAUCAAUGAUUCCAUUGAUAUCCAAAAUAGCUAUGAGAAUUCUAAUUUACAAAACAGUUCCUCUUCCAUAUCGUGGAAUGAGAGUGAUAAUCUUAAAGAACCUUCAAAUAAUGAAAAAGUGUACACAAAAAGCAAAUUUCGUAGAAGAAGGAAUAUAAGUCAAGGAAAUAAUGCAUCAAUUAAAACGAAUGGAAGAAUGUCGGGUCGAUUUACACAAGUUUAUAAAAAUAAUGUUUCAUACGAUGAUGUUAAAACAUUACCCAAUAAUCCUGAUAUAACGGAAAAACAGGGUAAAUCAGAGAUUCGAUUAAAUUCGUUAUCAUAUCCUACAACAAGUUAUACUGACGCAUCUUCAUUAAAAGCAAAGUCAAGUUUGUGUACAAACCAUAAACAGAAAGGUAUUCAGCAGGUACAUAGUCCUCAGGAGUCAUUCGUGAAUAACAAAUAUCAGUCUUGUAAUUCUUUUUCUGGAUCUCAAGAAUGCAAAAAAUACAUUUCAAGUAAAUCUACAACAGAAAAGUUAUUGGAAAGACACUGUACUGAUAAAAUUAUAACAGAUACAGCUGAUUUAUUUAACACUAAUUGGCGACAAUAUGAACAGAGAAUUCAACCAGAAUGCACUAAUGUUUUCGAGACCCUUCAAAAAGAAAACGAUUCCUAUUUUCUUAAUUAUUUCUCGAAUUCUAACUUCGCAAAAGACAAAACUAAUUCUUAUUUUUCGCCAAACAAAAAUAUAACGAAAAAUAAAACGGAUAUUGAACAAUUUUUAACAUCCUUGAGAGUUGAAACUGACCGUUUACAUUUCGAAUUAUAUAAAUCACAAAUGCUCCAUGGGUGGACAGGAAAUGACGAUUGAAAUAGAUAGUUUUCAGAUCUAAAUAAAAAAAUUAUAACUUUAAA
Molecule: messenger RNA, 3859 nt
Organism: Dufourea novaeangliae
Lineage: Eukaryota; Metazoa; Arthropoda; Insecta; Hymenoptera; Halictidae
Exons: 7
Coding region: 51-3815 (1254 amino acids)
Biological process (GO): spliceosomal snRNP assembly
Cellular component (GO): SMN complex
Molecular function (GO): RNA binding; ATP binding; RNA helicase activity
Source: RefSeq, a predicted model, not a curated record